AUGGCAGAAGCCAAUGAAACUAUUCUGGUGGCAACACUGCCACCAAUUUUCUCUCAGUUGCCCCCCAUCUCGGUUAAACUAAGUGAUGGAAAUUUUCUUAUGUGGCAACAACAAGUUGAUGUUGCGGUGUAUGGGUACGACCUUGAAGGAUUUAUCACAGGGGACACUGAUCCCCCUCCACAAUUGAUUCCAGACCGAGAUGGAGAGUCUAUGGUUUCAAAUCCAGCUUACAUGAGUGGCUGGAUGGCUCUUGUCUUCCUUAUUCGAAAAUGCUCUAACCUUGAGACAAACUUUGCAAGCCGCUCCAUGGCUAAGGUGAUGCAAUAUCGACAACAAAUGCAGAAUUUGAAGAAAGAUGGAAUGUCAAUGACUGACUAUCUAGGAAAGAUGAGAACAUUGAUUUGCUUGGUUAAGUGGGCUGUAGAAUCUCGGAAGCCGAACAAGUGCUCCACAUUCUUGGAGGACUUGGGCAGGAUUAUGAUCCUGCUCAGCAGUCUGGACAGAAGAUGGAGUCUCCAAAUUUCAAUAACAACAGAUUUGAAGCAGUACAUGGAAGAGGUUUUGGAGGAAGAUUUCAGAGAGGAGGAAGAGGUGGCAGAGUUAUGUGAGAAACCUGGCCAUUCAGCAGCAAAAUGUUGGCAUAGGUUCGAGCAAACACCACCUCAAAUCCAGUUCAGAGGAAGUUCUCCACAGCAACACAAUCAAGGAUUCUUCAAUCCUUCAGUUCAUCUUGUGCAGUCAGUGCCCAGGUCUCCUUCAGCAUCAUUCUCUGUUGGGACUCCAUCAGAGUUCAGCUAUGGAUCAAAUGCAUCGUCCAGCUGGUAUCCAGACUCAGGGGCAACACACCAUGUGUCUAAUGACUUGAGCAAUCUCAACAUAAGCACUGAAUACACAGGAGGUAAGAAUCUCUUUCUUGGUAAUGGAACUACUGUUAAUAUUGCAAAUAUUGGUGAAAGCGUUUUUAAAUCUCACUCAACUAAAUUCUCUAGAAAGCUUCAUCUCAAAAAUCUUUUGCAUGUACCUAAUAUCACCAAGAAUCUACUCAGUGUUUCCAAAUUUGCUCAAGACAAUUCUGUCUUUUUUUAA
Salvia splendens (bonfire salvia) is the source of this 1086-nucleotide messenger RNA. RefSeq lists its product as uncharacterized. The record is from RefSeq and is a predicted model, not a curated record. Lineage: Eukaryota; Viridiplantae; Streptophyta; Magnoliopsida; Lamiales; Lamiaceae. Bases 1 to 1086 code for a protein of 361 amino acids. The transcript is spliced from 4 exons.